ACACACGGCGGAAGAGCAGGUGCGGCGCUGCCUUUCACAACAUCCGUCGUCAUCAUCUGUGCAGGGCAAAAAGCAAAGGCCACCGAGGCUGAAGAAAGGCCCGCGGAUACGUUUUCCUGAUAGAGGGAAUAAUAAACUCUUUCAUCUCCUCUUCGACACCCGAGAGACAGAGACAGAGCGAAAGAGAGUGGAGGGCCGUGGACAUGACUCUGAACCAGAACCACUCGGAGUCCGGCGGAGUCAUCAUCAACAACAGUGAAAGCGUGUUGAUGAACUAUGACAACGUGGAGCUGGUGUUCUGCGAUGCAGACAGUCUGCCCGAAGCCUUCAGAAAGAGCAAGAAGGGCAGCAUCUACCUGACUCCGUACAGGGUGAUCUUCCUGGCCAAGGGGCGGGAUGCGCUGCAGUCCAUCAUGAUGCCCUUCUACCUGAUGAAGGGAUGUGAGGUCAAACAACCUGUUCUGGGGGCCAAUUACAUCAAGGGCACCGUCGGCGCGGAGCCCGGAGGCGGCUGGGAAGGCAGUGCUACGUUCAAGUUUGUCUUUGCUGCUGGAGGAGCCAUAGAGUUCGGCCAGUACAUGCUGCAGGUUGCAGCUCAGGCAUCCAGAGGUCAGCCUGUGACUGCCGGCUUUGGCGGGUGUCCCUACAUGGCUAAUGGGGCCUACACCUACCCUCCUCCACCCGCCAACGGAAUGUACCCUGCAGGACCUCCUCCUGGUUAUUCCUACCCCAACCCUCCACCUCCAGGGGGAUUCUACCCGAGUCCUCCGGCGUUUGACGCCUCCGCGGCCUACAUACCUCCACCUCCUUAUUCUGCUCCUCUGGGACAGCAGCCACCGCAUGACCCUGACCUCCCCUCCUCAGCAGCAGCGGAGGCCAAAGCGGCCGAGGCGGCGGCGAGCGCCAGCUGUGCCACGCUGCCGCCUACACAUGUGUACCUGCCCCAGGACAAGCCUCCCCCCUACUCCCCUCCAGAGGACAAGAAGAACCAGUAGACCCGCUUGAUCUCACUCUCGUUCCUCCUUAUUCUCAUUCCAUUAACCGGACAUCUUGAGGGCCAAAGUAUUCUUUUCUGACGUCACCUCCUCUUCUCUCGUCUUCCUGGUCCCCUUCAAACUCGAUCCCUUUUUCUCGGUCCGUCGCUUUCCUGCGUCAACCUAUUAACCUUUUGCUUUUUUCAUAUAUCGUAAUCGGCUCCAUUCUCUUCGAAGCACCUUUACGCGAUGGAAAGCAGGAAAGUGCAAGUAUUGGUAGCAAUCUCUGAAGGAGACUAGGCUGCUCAGGCCAAAGUCGUCGGGCUGUCGGGGGACUUUUGUGAUAAAAUCUUUGUAACCUGAUUAGCUAUUUUAGUGUCUAUCGCCUUGCGAGUGUCCCAAGAAUCAAACUUUAAACCUAGAUUCAGCAGUGGUGUAAAGCUUAUAAUUUUCUAUGACCAUCUAUUAAACUAGACACUAAUGAAGUUAAUUACUUUGCUAAACUGUCCAGAGUCCAGCUGAAUGCAAUCUUUUAUUUUUCUAUAAUUUGUGUGUACAGGCUUUUAAUAUGUAGACUUUUAAAAUUAGGUAUUUUCUGAAGAACACUAACCUAGGGAAUAAAUAGCUUUUGUAAAGUGAGGCAGAUUGUGGGGUGGCCUGUUCUGCUGUGACAUGUUUUAGUGGACGAGGGGACCACAAAGAUUAGGGUGGCGGCAUCGAGCCCCAGACGCGAAUCUCCUGAUCCCGGAUUAGAGCAGAGAGCGAGGGCGGCCGGGGCUUGGGGGGGGGGGGGGGGACCGACCGCCAGGAGGGAUUAUCUUUAUAAUGUACAAAAGCAAAGCUGUCAACCAGUGACGUCAUUUCCUGUUUGUGUCCUGCCCCCGAACGUUCGAGAAGACAAACGAUCAGACUCACCGCCAGCCUGCUUCACGUCUCAUCCUUCCAACGUCAUACACGCGAGCGGAACCGUCACGCCGUUUCUACUUUCAGUGGUUGUGAUCUUAAUUCUCUAGUUUGGGGUCCGUCUUUCAAUCUGAUCUGAGCACCUCAGUAUCUGAGCCGCUACUCUUCCUUCCUCCGUGGUCACUAAUCUGUAUACUGUAUCUGUGGCACAUCCGUGGCUGAUUCUUUGCACUUUUAGAAUGCUAUGCAUCGGGCUCCAGUUCGCUCUGUCAUGGCUGUGUGUAAAAUAAAAGUAAAGCUCUGUAUUUAUUUCAAACUAAUUUAUUGAAGAGUUCAUGAAAAAAAAAUGGCUCAAGUAAGAAAACGAAGCAUGGUCUCAACUAAUGCAUGUAUGCAUUGGAUAGGAUUUUAUUAAACGGAUCUUGAUUCAUGUGAAACAGAUGUGUCUGUCUUUUAUUUCCGCGCCGGGUGUUACGGUUGCAAAUGAUCACAACGCAUCAGCAUAUUUCACAUAAACAUAUUCCAGCGGUCAGCAGGAGGGGUGACGUUUUCUCGCGUCGUUGGGCCAAAAACAGCCUGGACAUGUGCUUCUCCUUUCUCCAGUCGUCAGUCGUCCUCACCUCCACCUCCGCCUCCGGACGACUUGUGCAAAUCCACAGCGGUUUCCCAAAAGCAUGCAUGAUGUCCUGAGUCUUUAGUACCUCAACUAAACAACUAUACAAUGUAAAUACAUUGUAAGUGCUCACAAUGUAAAAAAAAAAAAAAAAAGAAUAACAAA
Messenger RNA from Mugil cephalus (flathead mullet), 2655 nucleotides. It is a transcript of the gene wbp2, whose product is annotated as WW domain binding protein 2. Gene Ontology annotation, molecular function: transcription coactivator activity; chromatin DNA binding. Gene Ontology annotation, biological process: positive regulation of DNA-templated transcription. NCBI's taxonomy places the organism in Eukaryota, Metazoa, Chordata, Actinopteri, Mugiliformes, Mugilidae. The transcript has 8 exons. The record is from RefSeq and is a predicted model, not a curated record. Bases 204 to 995 code for a protein of 263 amino acids. Gene Ontology annotation, cellular component: nucleus.